GUAGAGUUGUGUUCACGUGUGGUUGUGUCUCCUUUUUCUACAAAAUAGGUCACACAACCCACUUCCAUUCGUGAAAUAACUCUUCUAUAAAAAAAAAACCCAAAAAAAAUAUAAAAAUUAUAAAAAUACAAACAAAAAAAUCGAAAAACCGUAGCUGAAAACCGCGAAACGUAAGUAAAGUGUGGAAAAAAAUAGUAAUCAUUGUGUUACAAAGAGCAACGUGGUCGGAAGAGCGCAAGCCAUAUUGAAGGAACGAGAGAAACUAAAAACCAGAGAAUUUUUUCAACUUAAGCAGCUGCAAGACGAGGGAAUACUACGAAUAUGAACCCAGGGGCACCUAAUUAUCCUAUGGCGUCACUCUACGUCGGCGAUUUGCACGGUGAUAUCACCGAAGCGAUGCUUUUCGAGAAGUUUUCAUCGGCUGGGCCCGUACUCUCGAUACGCGUCUGUCGUGAUAUGAUUACCCGACGCUCGCUUGGAUAUGCUUAUGUUAACUUCCAGCAACCUGCUGAUGCGGAACGAGCACUUGAUACAAUGAAUUUUGAUAUGAUAAAGGGACGGCCAAUUCGUAUCAUGUGGUCUCAACGUGAUCCAUCUCUUCGGAAAUCUGGUGUUGGAAAUGUAUUUAUAAAAAAUUUAGAUAAAAAUAUAGACAAUAAAGCAAUGUACGAUACGUUCUCUGCUUUCGGUAAUAUACUUAGUUGCAAAGUAGCUCAAGAUGAAUCUGGCGUUUCUAAAGGUUAUGGUUUUGUUCAUUUUGAAACUGAAGAAGCAGCAAAUAAAUCUAUUGAUAGAGUUAAUGGCAUGUUACUAAAUGGAAAAAAGGUAUAUGUUGGUAAAUUUAUACCCCGCAAAGAACGUGAAAAGGAAUUAGGAGAAAAAGCUAAACUGUUCACCAAUGUUUAUGUAAAGAAUUUUGGGGAAGACAUGACGGAUGAUAAACUUAAAGAAAUGUUUGAAAAAUAUGGGACCAUCACCAGUCACAAAGUUAUGAUCAAGGAUGACGGCAAAUCUCGAGGAUUCGGUUUUGUUGCAUUUGAAGAUCCUGACGCUGCUGAACAAGCAGUACUCGAAUUAAAUGGAAAAGAAGUUGCUGAAGGAAAAUGUAUGUAUGUUGGACGGGCGCAAAAGAAGGCAGAGCGUCAGCAAGAAUUAAAACGAAAGUUUGAACAAUUAAAAUUAGAACGUUUAAAUCGUUAUCAAGGAGUAAAUCUAUAUGUAAAGAAUUUGGACGAUAGUAUAGAUGACGAGCGGUUACGCAAAGAAUUUGCACCUUUUGGAACAAUUACGUCUGCUAAAGUUAUGAUGGAAGAAGGACGCAGUAAAGGCUUUGGAUUUGUCUGUUUUUCUGCUCCUGAGGAAGCUACCAAAGCUGUAACGGAAAUGAAUGGUCGUAUAAUAGUAACUAAACCAUUAUAUGUUGCUCUGGCUCAGCGUAAAGAAGAUCGUAAAGCGCAUCUUGCUUCUCAAUACAUGCAGCGUCUGGCAAACAUGCGAAUGCAGCAAAUGGGUCAAAUUUUUCAGCCUGGUGGUGCCGGAAAUUAUUUCGUUCCCACUAUUCCACAACCACAAAGAUUCUAUGGACCUGCACAGAUGGCCCAAAUUCGUACAACACCACGUUGGCCAGCGCAACCAAAUCAGGUGCGACCCAAUGCUCAAACUGGAAGUUCAGGUUUUGCUACAAUGCAAGGUCCAUUUAGAGCUGCACCACGAGCUCCCACUGCACAAACUGGUACAAUGCGAAGUACUUUGUCUGCUCGACCAAUCACAGGUCAACAAGCAGUUGGCGGUGCAAAUAUGCAAAAUCGUUCAAUGGCUGGUCCAGCAGUGGGAGUAUCAACUCAAAACCGUCCAUCAAAUUACAAAUACACUUCAAACAUGCGUAAUCCACCACAAGCAAUGGCACUCCCUGCCCCAACGCCUGUACAGCAAGCUGUUCAUAUUCAAGGCCAAGAACCACUAACUGCCUCAAUGCUGGCAGCUGCUCCACCUCAAGAACAAAAACAAAUGUUGGGGGAACGUCUCUUCCCAUUGAUUCAAUGUAUGUAUCCGCAACUUACUGGGAAGAUUACGGGAAUGUUACUGGAGAUUGACAACUCGGAACUCCUGCAUAUGUUGGAGCAUAACGAAUCGCUGAAAGCCAAGGUUGAAGAGGCCGUAGCUGUAUUACAAGCUCAUCAGGCCAAACAGGCUGUGGCUUCUAAAAAAGAGUAAACAUCUUAAUUAAGGUAUUAUUUUAUUCUUCCUUAAUUGUUCGUAACGAUGUUCAGUUUUUCUUCCUCGAGUUUUAUGAUAAAUAAAUUUUCCUUUAAAAGUAUCAAAUGAGUUUAUUCUUUCCCCGAUCCUUCCUUUGUUUUAAGUAUUUUUUUUCCUUUUUUUAAAAUUAUUAUUAAGAUAUUUGUAUUAUUACUUUCAUGUAAUACACAUGUAAUGAAAGUAUAGAGAAUAAAUUAUUUGAAGUGUUUGAAAUGCAAUUUGGCUUUUAUUUAUUACACUAGAAAUUACUGUAUAUUAAUAUUUGUUCCCCUAUUUCUUUUAUAAUAAACUUAUAUCACCUGAUACAUUUCUAUUAAUCUAUAAUUUGUAAGCAAAUUGUAUAAAUUUAGAAAAAUAAAAUAUAUAAAUAAGAAUGAGUAAAAUAUAUAAGUAUAAAAAUUAGUUUUAUAUCUUGAUGAUUAUAUUUUGAUAUUAAUCAAAUAACAGACAUAUAUUUUUUAAAUUAUAUAUUUAUAAAUUUCAAUUAUAUUGUAAAAACGAUUUUAUUCAUCAAAUGUAAUAGAAAAGUAAGAAUAAUGUAAAUUACAGAAACUCGCAAAAAAGACAAAAACUUGUAUUUGUAACAAAAAAAAUCGUAUUAUUAAAAUGUAAAUAAAAAUAAAUAUAAAUAGUAAUACAAGAGUAUAUAAUUUCCUUGCAUCUUUCUUGUUUCUUAUAAGUUUUACAAAUUAAAAUUAAACAUAUUAAACUAAUUGAUUUUUGAUCUAAGUGCUUUAAUUUUUUUUCUGAAAUAAAAAAUUCAUCGAUAUAUAAAAAAAUUUAUAAUUCAAUUUGAAAAAAUGAUAUUAAAAUAUAGAAUAUAGAUAUCUACAGUAUAUAUUAAUAAAUAAUUAAAUGAAUUGUUUCUACUAUUUUAUUAUUUUAUUUCACAAUUAACAUGAGGAAAGUAAUUUUGUUUUAUGUUGAAAUUAAAGAAAUCAUUUUCUUUAAAUAAUUUUCUAUUUUAACUGAUUUCUUCAAAUAAAUAUUUAAAUAUUGUAUUUUAUAUUUAACUUAUACAUAAUGUAGUGGAAUUAUUUUAUGACAUAGUAACAUUUGCUCUUAAUAUUUCAAUAUAUAAUGUUAAUUUACUUAUUUUAUAUAUGUAUAAUUUUUCUUUCAUAGCAAAUUGAGCCUAGAAGAAAUGUGUUCUUUCUUCCAUAAAUAUUUAUCCUAACACUAUUGAAAUACUUCAAGUAAUUACAACAAUAUUUUAUUGUUUAUAUACUCUCAUUAAUAUUGUGACUCUCAUUAAUAUUUGAACACUUACAUAUUCAGACACUAAGUAUUGAAACUAUUAUAAUUGAAAAAAAAAAAAUUGCACGUAAAUAAAUUUCAGUUCAUUUUAAAGUUUGAAGCCUCUACUUUCAAAAUGCACUUUGUUCUAAGAUGUUCUUACACUAUGUAGCAAAUGUGAAGAUAUUUUUGUAAGAUUUGUCGAACUCUGACAUAAACUAUGGCUAUAUUAUUGAAGCAAUUCUUGGAAGAAGUCUCGAGUUAGACUGCACAUGAAUGUACGAAUGAAUGCCGAUACACACAGUGAACAGAAGUGCAGUAUCUUUGGGUCAAGUUUUGCGACGACAGUAUUACGCUUGGAUUUAUUAACUUUUGAGACCGAUGAUAGAACAAAAGCAGUCGUCGAGCGAACAUUUCGUUUUUAUAUUUUCUAAUAUUUUCCUUCUCGAAAAUUAACUAUUAUGAUAUAUAAAAAAAUUGAAAAAUCUUGUUUGCUACGGAUUUAAAGAUUAAAGCUUUCCUUUUACGACUGCGUAAAACAUCCUGUACGAUUUUUUUUCGUCAAUUUAUUGAAUUUUGAAUAUCAGGUGAAAACGAAUAUAACAAAUUGUGAAUGAAGAAACAGUUUCAAUCUUCAAAUAUAUGCUGGAUUUAGGCGCAAAAAAAGUUUCUCUUUUUUACAUACUAUAACAAUUUAUAGUAUUUUCGAGAAGAAAAGUGUCUUUCCCUCUCGGUGCGUAAUGUAAAAAUAUCUUAGAAUAAAAUGCAUUUUGAAAGUAAAGGCUUCAAGCUUUAAAAUAAGUUCAGGUUUAUUGUCGUACGAUUUUGUUUUUUAUAAAAUUGUAACAGUUUAAAUAUUUAGUGUCCGAAUAUUAAUGAGAGUCAUGUAUAUAUAUAUAUAUAUAUACAUAUACAUAUAUGUAUAUAUGUAUAUGUAUACAUACAUGUGUAUAUAUGUAUAUAUAUACAUGUAUGUAUGUAUAUAUAUAUAUAUAUAUAUAAGAGAUUCUGUGCAUCCUCAAGUUAAUUGUUUGUUUUUUAGAAAGAAAAGUUUUGAAUAGCCUUGCAUCUAUUGACUUUUACGACUAACUAUAAAGAACAGACAACAGAGAAAGUAUCCUUUCUCCAAUUUCAGGUCAGCGUCACAAAAAGUAAAGGACGUCUGUUUUGCUUCAAAGUUUGUUUGUUCUAUUGAAAUCUGUGAGGUACUUCGCGCAGCACGAUUUUCAUAGAUCUGGAACGUAUUGAAAAGUAACAUCUGGUUUACUGUGAAAGGUAAUUUUUCUUUCUGUGAAAAGAUCUGAAAUUUUUUCUAGGUAUUGAAGCCAGAUAUCGAUGUAUUAUUAUUACACAUGUAUUGAGAUUUUCAGAUGUGAACCGUGUUCGCUAGGAAUUUUAUUUCAACGUUAAUAUUGUAAUUAGCUUUUUCAAGAAAGAAGUGAUGGUUGAUAAUUAUUAUCAGAUAAAAAAAUCAGCUGCGGUACUAAAGAAAAGUAGAACAAUAGCAUUACGCGUAAACCUCGAAGAAGUGUAAUAAAUGCAAGAAAAUCAUAAAAAUUACAAAUUUUUUAAAAAUAUUCUUUUCGUAAUAUUAUAUCUUGUAAUAUUAUAUUUCGUAGUAUUAUAUAAGAGCUCUAUUAUUAAGCGAUUAUUUAGAAUUGUUCUAAGUUUUGAACGUUGAAUUUAUAUUUAAUAGAUUUGUAUAAUAAUUUCCAAUGUAAAAAUGUUUAAAAAUGAUUAUAAUUAAUAAAAAAUGCGUAGCUUACUGAUGGAACAAUUUUUUAAAAUUCUUUUAGAAUUAUUAAUUUGGAAGUAAUUGAAAAUUUGUCAAUUAUUGCAUUGGUAUUAUCUAUCAUAAUUAGCACUAUAUGAUUAUUUUUAAUAAUUUAUCGUUUAUAAGGUACAAAGAGAUUUUAGAAACAAAAGUAUAG
This is a messenger RNA of Heterotrigona itama, 5423 nucleotides long. NCBI's taxonomy places the organism in Eukaryota, Metazoa, Arthropoda, Insecta, Hymenoptera, Apidae. The record is from the annotation of a GenBank genome assembly.